This is a messenger RNA of Danaus chrysippus (African queen), 1320 nucleotides long. The record is from the annotation of a GenBank genome assembly. Lineage: Eukaryota; Metazoa; Arthropoda; Insecta; Lepidoptera; Nymphalidae.
AUGGCGUAUUUGUCAAGAGCGUGGAGUACACCGCUGUGCCGAUUUACAAGCAGACAUUUUGCCAGCCUCGUGUACUCGGAGGAAGUAUGUCAAGCGAAAGCUGAUAAAAAACCGAUAGUGGCGCUUGAAUCAACAAUUAUAACACACGGGAUGCCGUAUCCGAAAAACUUGGAAACUGCUUUACAGGUGGAAGAAGUUAUACGAGAAAAAGGUGCAAUCCCAGCAACCAUUGCAAUUCUUAAAGGGCAACUGACUGUCGGCCUUUCAAAGACCGAGUUGGAGUAUCUUGCGAAGGCCAAAGGAGUGGUCAAAGCAUCAAGGCGAGAUAUGGCACCUGUUAUGGCGAACAAAUUGGAUGGUGCUACGACCGUCGCAGGCACUAUCAUCGCUUCUGAGCUAGCUGGCAUACCAGUCUUCGUUACCGGAGGAAUAGGCGGGGUUCAUCGUGAAGGUCAUAAUACGAUGGAUGUGUCAGCCGACCUCACCGAGCUGGGUCGGAGGCGAACCUUGGUCGUGUGCAGUGGUGUCAAAUCCAUCCUUGACAUCGGCCGCACCCUUGAGUAUCUGGAAACUCAAGGUGUAACUGUUUGUUCAUUUGGUGAUAGUCAAGACUUCCCUGCGUUCUACACGAUCAAGUCAGGCUUCAAAGCCCCGUACCACGUUAGCGACGCCACACAAGCUGCAAGGGUUUUAUAUUCGUCACACAAAUUACAACUAUCCUCUGGUAUUGUAAUCGCUGUUCCAGUACCUAUCGAGCAUGCAAUGGACGAGAACAUGAUCGAGGCAGCUAUUAAAAGUGCGUUACUUGACGCUAACAAGCUCGGUAUCCAGGGUAAAGAAGUGACCCCAUUCCUCUUGGCUGCAGUGUCUAAGGCGACGGGCGGGGAGUCACUUGCUGCCAAUAUCGCUCUCAUAAAAAACAACGCAAGAAUCGGUGCCGAUAUAGCUGUUCAAUUUCAGAGGCUUAGGAAUGCUGACGAUUUUGAUAACGAUUUUAAUAUCGGAAACACAAAGACUAGGAAAUGUAAGACGGAUACCAAAAGACAAUACCACACGUGCGCCGAGACGGGUGGAAACUCGAACGUGGACAAUGGAAACGUGCUGGUCGUGGGCGGGUCGAAUGUGGACAGAAUGUUCAGAAUCAUUGAAGAAAACGUGCGGAGUUCGAAUUCGGAGCGUGUGUGGCGUCGAUGGUCGAGACGCACGCGUGCUCCCGUCCGCCGCAUGCACACUGGCACACCACGAGCCAGCGGGGGCUCUACCUCGAAGCCGUCUGCCGGGAACGACCUCCAUCGCCGCCCGAACAGCCGCUCCAAGUAA